Molecule: messenger RNA, 5487 nt
Organism: Coregonus sp. 'balchen'
Lineage: Eukaryota; Metazoa; Chordata; Actinopteri; Salmoniformes; Salmonidae
Source: the annotation of a GenBank genome assembly
AGCCAGCUUUUACACAUUUAUCUUGAGAGCUAGCAAAUUUAGUCAAAUUUUAUUUCUCCACAGCGUGAGUGCAUUUCUAUCCACGUUGGUCAGGCCGGUGUUCAGAUCGGGAAUGCCUGCUGGGAGCUGUAUUGCUUGGAGCAUGGGAUCCAGCCCAAUGGUCAGAUGCCCAGCGACAAAACCAUCGGCGGAGGGGACGAUUCCUUCAACACUUUCUUCAGCGAGACUGGAGCGGGAAAACACGUCCCUCGUGCAGUGUUUGUUGACCUCGAACCAACUGUUGUUGGUAAGGACGAACAUUUGCUAAAAUAUUGACAUGACUGAUUUUUUACAUUGAUAAAAUCCAGCCUGAACAGAGUUGUGAUUUUUCAUAGAUGAGGUCCGCACUGGGACAUACCGUCAGUUGUUCCACCCGGAGCAGCUCAUCACCGGUAAGGAGGAUGCCGCCAACAACUAUGCUCGUGGCCACUACACUAUUGGCAAGGAGAUCGUGGAUCUGGUGCUGGACCGAGUUCGCAAGCUGGUGAGUAGCAGCUUGCGAACGCGUGGCAAUGUGUUUCCAACUACUAGUUAUGUAACUUUACUAGCAAGCUACUUGAACAGAGUUGUAAACCUGUGAGGCCAGUCUGUCCCUAACCUAGAGUCCUGCAGGGGUCAGUUUUUUGGAUCUGCUCCCCCGCGUGUGGAGCCCAAACUUGAUAUUCAACAUCAGAGACUGUAAUUGUUGGACAUAGUAUACUGUAAAAACACCAGCAAAUCCGUUCCAAGGGAUUUUUAUUUUGGAAAUCUGUUCCAAAGUAUUUCCACGCAUAAUAGACAGAUAUACAGUGGGGGGGGAAAGUAUUUAGUCAGCCACCAAUUGUGCAAGUUCUCCCACUUAAAAAGAUGAGCGAGGCCUGUAAUUUUCAUCAUAGGUACACGUCAACUAUGACAGACAAAAUGAGAAUUUUCUUUCCAGAAAAUCACAUUGUAGGAUUUUUAAUGAAUUUAUUUGCAAAUUAUGGUGGAAAAUAAGUAUUUGGUCAAUAACAAAAGUUUCUCAAUACUUUGUUAUAUACCCUUUGUUGGCAAUGACACAGGUCAAACGUUCUCUGUAAGUCUUCACAAGGUUUUCACACACUGUUGCUGGUAUUUUGGCCCAUUCCUCCAUGCAGAUCUCCUCUAGAGCAGUGAUGUUUUGGAGCUGUCGCUGGGCAACACAGACUUUCAACUCCCUCCAAAGAUUUUCUAUGGGGUUGAGAUCUGGAGACUGGCUAGGCCACUCCAGGACCUUGAAAUGCUUCUUACGAAGCCACUCCUUCGUUGCCCGGGCAGUGUGUUUGGGAUCAUUGUCAUGCUGAAAGACCCAGCCACGUUUCAUCUUCAAUGCCCUUGCUGAUGGAAGGAGGUUUUCACUCAAAAUCUCACGAUACAUGGCCCUAUUCAUUCUUUCCUUUACACGGAUCAGUCGUCCUGGUCCCUUUGCAGAAAAACAGCCCCAAAGCAUGAUGUUUCCACUCCCAUGCUUCACAGUAGGUAUGGUGUUCUUUGGCUGCAACUCAGCAUUCUUUGUCCUCCAAACACGACGAGUUGAGUUUUUACCUAAAAGUUAUAGUUUGGUUUCAUCUGACCAUAUGACAUUCUCCCAAUCCUCUUCUGGAUCAUCCAAAUGCACUCUAUUUUGGAAAUCUGUUCCAAAGUAUUUCCACGCAUAAUAGACAGAUAUACAGUGGGGGAAAAAAGUAUUUAGUCAGCCACCAAUUGUGCAAGUUCUCCCACUUAAAAAGAUGAGAGAGGCCUGUAAUUUUCAUCAUAGGUACACGUCAACUAUGACAGACAAAUUGAGAGAGAAAAAUCCAGAAAAUCACAUUGUACGAUUUUUAAUGAUUUUAUUUGCAAAUUAUGGUGGAAAAUAAGUAUUUGGUCACCUAAAAUCAAGCAAGAUUUCUGGCUCUCACAGACCUGUAACUUCUUCUUUAAGAGGCUCCUCUGUCCUCCACUCGUUACCUGUAUUAAUGGCACCUGUUUGAACUUGUUAUCAGUAUAAAAGACACCUGUCCACAACCUCAAACAGUCACACUCCAAACUCCACUAUGGCCAAGACCAAAGAGCUGUCAAAGGACACCAGAAACAAAAUUGUAGACCUGCACCAGGCUGGGAAGACUGAAUCUCCAAUAGGUAAGCAGCUUGGUUUGAAGAAAUCAUCUGUGGGAGCAAUUAUUAGGAAAUGGAAGACAUACAAGACCACUGAUAAUCUCCCUCGAUCUGGGGCUCCACGCAAGAUCUCACCCUGUGGGGUCAAAAUGAUCACAAGAACGGUGAGCAAAAAUCCCAGAACCACACGGGGGGACCUAGUGAAUGACCUGCCGAGAGCUGAGACCAAAGUAACAAAGCCUACCAUCAGUAACACACUACGCCGCCAGGGACUCAAAUCCUGCAGUGCCAGACGUGUCCCCUUGCUUAAGCCAGUACAUGUCCAGGCCCGUCUGAAGUUUGCUAUAGUGCAUUUGGAUGAUCCAGAAGAGGUUUGGGAGAAUGUCAUAUGGUCAGAUGAAACCAAAAUAUAACUUUUUGGUAAAAACUCAACUCGUCGUGUUUGGAGGACAAAUAAUUCUGAGUUGCAUCCAAAGAACACCAUACCUACUGUGAAGCAUGGGGGUGGAAACAUCAUGCUUUGGGGCUGUUUUUCUGCAAAGGGACCAGGACGACUGAUCCGUGUAAAGGAAAAAAUGAAUGGGGCCAUGUAUCGUGAGAUUUUGAGUGAAAACCUCCUUCCAUCAGCAAGGGCAUUGAAGAUGAAACGUGGCUGGGUCUUUCAGCAUGACAAUGAUCCCAAACACACCGCCUUGGCAACGAAGGAGUGGCUUUGUAAGAAGCAUUUCAAGGUCCUGGAGUGGCCUAGCCAGUCUCCAGAUCUCAACCCCAUAGAAAAUCUUUGGAGGGAGUUGAAAGUACGUGUUGCCCAGCGACAGCCCCAAAACAUCACUGCUCUAGAGGAGAUCUGCGUGGAGGAAUGGGCCAAAAUACCAGCAACAGUGUGUGAAAACCUUGUGAAGACUUAAAGAAAACGUUUGACCUGUGUCAUUGCCAACAAAGGGUAUAUAACAAAGUAUUGAGAAACGUUUGUUAUUGACCAAAUACUUAUUUUCCACCAUAAUUUGCAAAUAAAUUCAUUAAAAAUCCUACAAUGUGAUUUUCUGGAAAGAAAAUUCUCAUUUUGUCUGUCAUAGUUGACGUGUACCUAUGAUGAAAAUUACAGGCCUUUCUCAUCUUUUUAAGUGGGAGAACUUGCACAAUUGGUGGCUGACUAAAUACUUUUUUCCCCCACUGUAUGUGAUUGUAAGCGAGGUUUGAAAUGAUUAUGUCUUAGUCAAAUAUGCUCUGUUUGGCCUUCUUCCAGUCAAUUUGCAGUCUACAAAUUGUUUGCAAUUACAUUCUGGCCCCCUGACCAUCAGCUCAUGAUAAAAUCGGCCAGCGGCUGAAUCUAGUUGAUGAUCCCUGGGCUAUAGGCUACAAAAGGAACCUACAUUUAUUUAGUAGGCUAUUAGCUACUCAACCAGUUACCAGCCGCACAGGUUUAAACUUUAUAUGGCCUGUGUAUGGUCUAAAUGAACUAAAGCAGGAAUUAAUGUAAUAAUUAUCUGAUAAUUAACUAAAUUAUUGUAAACAAAUACCUGCUUGCACUUUUGCAGGCUGUGUAUCCAUCUACCGGGUUGUUGACCUCCUUGUCAACAAUGACUCAAAUUGUUCCAAACUAGCGAAUUUCACUAUCAUAACCUUUCUUUUUAUUGCUCCUGUUACAUUAGCCAAUUUUGCGUGAUCUAGGAGUCGGGUAAAAUAAACUUGGCAACAUGUUGUCGAGUGGUGGAAGGGAACAUAAGCUCUGCGCUUGGACAAAUUAGGAAUGUUUCAGCACCACACAAAUAGGCCUGCUAAUGGACAGUUCCCUGCUCCACUCUCUCACUGCAUGGCUGGUAUUCUAGGCCUGGCUAUGUCUGCCUCACUGCUCACAUAGCCUAAUGGAAUUUGCAACACAAUAAAAAAAUAAGAUCCUGGGUUUGUAAAAAAAACAUUUGAUUUACAAUGUUUCAGACCAGCAAUAUAAUUGUUCUGAACCGCGAGCCGACCCAAGGGUUGAAAUAAUGUUUUCAUUCCCGCCAGCUGAGUUUUCAGUUCAACCGCAGGGAACCGUGAGUAUCCAACACGAUGCAGGACUCUACCCUUACCCCUUGUGUUCUUUGUACCCCCCCAGUCGGACCAGUGCACUGGGCUUCAGGGCUUCCUGAUCUUCCACAGCUUUGGUGGUGGAACUGGCUCCGGCUUUGCCUCUCUGCUCAUGGAGAGACUGUCUGUGGACUAUGGCAAGAAGUCCAAACUGGAGUUUGCCAUUUACCCCGCCCCUCAGGUAUUUCUAAGGUUUAGUUGCUCACAUGAAUAUUUGGUAGAUUUCCACAUCAGCAAAGCUAGUUCUGUACUUUAUCCCUGUACUCAAUACUUGUGUUUGUUUAAUAUGUACAUUUUCAUUAUGUGUAACCUAAUGAUGACUGUUCUACCUCUUGUGUGUGUGUUCAGGUGUCCACAGCUGUGGUGGAGCCCUACAACUCUAUCCUGACCACCCACACCACCCUGGAACACUCGGACUGUGCCUUCAUGGUCGACAACGAGGCCAUCUAUGACAUCUGCCGUCGUAACCUGGACAUUGAGCGCCCCACCUAUACUAACCUCAACAGGCUCAUUGGCCAGAUUGUCUCCUCCAUCACCGCCUCGCUGCGUUUUGAUGGAGCCCUCAACGUGGACCUGACUGAGUUCCAGACCAACCUUGUGCCAUACCCCCGUAUCCACUUCCCCCUGGUUACCUACGCACCUGUCAUCUCUGCUGAGAAGGCCUACCACGAGAUGCUCUCUGUGGCAGAGAUCACCAACGCCUGCUUCGAGCCCGCCAACCAGAUGGUGAAGUGUGACCCUCGCCAUGGCAAGUACAUGGCCUGCUGCAUGCUGUACCGUGGGGAUGUGGUGCCCAAGGACGUCAACGCUGCCAUCGCCACCAUCAAGACCAAACGCACCAUCCAGUUUGUCGACUGGUGCCCCACCGGCUUCAAGGUAAACAAGCAAUGGGUUUAUUCAUUCACAAUGAUCUAUGUUCCUUAACCUUUUCAAGUAUAAUUGGUUAGUCAGGUUUUUAGACCAUUUUUUUCUUCUUGUGCCCUACAGGUAGGCAUCAACUACCAGCCACCCACAGUGGUGCCAGGUGGAGAUCUUGCCAAGGUCCAAAGAGCCGUGUGCAUGUUGAGCAACACCACAGCCAUCGCUGAGGCCUGGGCUCGGCUUGACCACAAGUUUGACCUGAUGUAUGCCAAGCGUGCCUUUGUGCACUGGUAUGUGGGAGAGGGUAUGGAGGAGGGUGAGUUCUCCGAGGCCAGAGAAGAUCUGGCUGCCCUGGAGAAGGACUACGAGGAAGUGGGAGUGGAUUCAGUGGAGGGAGAGGCUGAGGAAGGAGAGGAGUACUGA